Molecule: messenger RNA, 1998 nt
Organism: Coprinopsis cinerea okayama7#130
Lineage: Eukaryota; Fungi; Basidiomycota; Agaricomycetes; Agaricales; Psathyrellaceae
Exons: 13
Coding region: 1-1998 (665 amino acids)
Biological process (GO): nucleotide catabolic process
Molecular function (GO): hydrolase activity
Source: RefSeq, a predicted model, not a curated record
AUGGAGACCACUACCCUGAACAUUGCUCAUUUCAACGACGUCUACCAGGUCUCCGAGCACAAAGUGAACGGAGAACGCAUUGACGUCUCCAAGUUCGCUACUCUUUUGGAGGGCGUCACCUCUAAAUGGAGCGAUAGAGGAGAUGGUCGAAAGGAUGGCUUGACCGUCUUCUCUGGAGACUUGUUCUCCCCUUCCAUCGAGAGCUCUAUUACGAGGGGAAAGCACAUGCUUCCAAUCAUCAAUGAGCUGAAUGUCGACAUCGCUGUGGCCGGUAACCAUGAGUUCGAUUUCGGGUAUCCGGAACUGCAAGAGUUACUCGCCGAGUCUGCUUUCCCAUGGCUUCUCAGCAACAUUGUCGAUACCACAACUGGGAAGACCCCUGAACCGCUCCAAGAAUUCCAUGUCCUCGAGCGGUCGGGUGUUCGCAUUGGCCUUAUUGGUCUAGUUGAGCAGGAUUGGAUUCCCACUAUUGUUGGCUGGCCGGAGCACUUCCAAUACCAGGAUAUGGUGCAGGUGGCGAAUGCCUUGUCAGCCAAACUCCGUGAUCCCGCCGGGGAACACCAAUGCGAUAUCAUCUUCGCACUCACCCAUUCUCGUAUCUCCAAUGACAUCGCGUUUGCGAAAAACGUUCUCGCUCUGUCCCCAGCAGCCCAGGCCUCCAAGAACAUUGCCUCGGAGCAUGGGGUCGACAUUCUUCUAGGUGGCCAUGACCACAUUUACUGGAUCUCCAAGGGCGUUACCGAGUGGGAAGGAUACGACCUAAACACUCCGGUCGAGGACGCCAAAGACGACCAAGGCGACGUUCUGGUAGUCAAGAGUGGCACUGAUUUCCAAGACUUGAGCGAAAUCACCUUGAUGCUCAAGGACACCCCCUCGGGAAGUGUCAGGAGGAAAGUGAUCACGGAGAUUCGGGGCAAGCGACUUUCUACAAAGGGAACAACCCCUGUACAUGCGGCGAUCAAAGCCAUCUACGAUGACGAGGUAAAAUAUAUCGAGGAGAGUCUCAAGGAACCGAUUGGUACUAUCGAAGAAGAACUUGACACGAGGAUGUCUCUCAUCCGCACGCAGGAGUCGCCCGUUGCGAAUUGGGUGUCUGAUUGCAUUCGCGAGGCCUACGACGAGGCACUCAUCAACAAGGGGUACACAGGAGCAGAUGCUACCUUCAUCAAUGCCGGCGGUAUGGGGAUCGUGUCUAUGCUCCAGACAAUGUUCCCAUACAACGACUCGAUCGUGGUCAUCCAGGUCGACGGGAAAACUCUUUGGGACGCUGCCGAAUCCGGCCUCUCCAGUUGGCCGGAAUGGGAAGGUCGUUUCCCAGCGAUCUCGGGAUUCCGUAUCGAAUGGGAUAGCAGGAAGGAGCCUGGAAAUAGGGUCCUUGGAGUCUGGAUGGUGGAGGACCCUGACGAAAUCGGACCAAACGGUAUACCGUUUGUGGUGGACAAGGAGCCCGUCUCGCGAACCUCAGACAAGAAGUAUCUCAUCGUGACGGGAGAGUACCUCGCUAAUGGUGGCGACGGGUAUACCAUGUUCAAGGGCCAACCCGUCAUCAUAACCGCCGAGAAUGGCCAACCCGCCAAUCAGUUGGUCAAGAAGUACAUCGGAGGUUCUCAGUUCCUGAAGCGUGAUGAACAGGCUGCCGAAAGCACACAGGUCGAAGGGGGCCGGCGAGUUCACAAGGCCCGACGGAAUGUCGACUCGACCCACGCCAGAAAGCUCGCUCCCGCCGCCUAUUCCGCGGUUGUCCACAAUCGUCUUGGUCUACUCGACCCCUACCAGCGAAGCAGAGCUCGAGGACAUGCUUCCUGCUGCGACAAGGGACCAGAUUGUCCAAAGUGCAGGCAAUACGGUUUGGUGGACAGGAAGGCUGGCGCCCGGUCACUCCUGUCCAAGGAAUCCAGGAUCGCCGCGGUCAGUGCGGCGGACGAGGAGGCACAGCAAAGCUUACCUGUCAUCCGGCCGUUCAUCGACGGAAGAGUGAAGGACGUUUCCAAGGCGUAA